This is a messenger RNA of Carya illinoinensis, 1247 nucleotides long. Its product is annotated as auxin-responsive protein IAA29-like. Gene Ontology annotation, cellular component: nucleus. The transcript is spliced from 4 exons. Bases 281 to 997 code for a protein of 238 amino acids. Gene Ontology annotation, biological process: regulation of DNA-templated transcription. The record is from RefSeq and is a predicted model, not a curated record. Lineage: Eukaryota; Viridiplantae; Streptophyta; Magnoliopsida; Fagales; Juglandaceae. Gene Ontology annotation, molecular function: protein binding.
AUAUUGUCUGAUCACACUACUGCUGGUCCUUUAGCCGACCCAUGCAACUACCAUGCUGUCCCCAACUAUUUCCUUUCUUCCAGAAGAUUUUGGUCAUUUCCCUCUCUCUCUCUCUCUCUCUCUCUCUCUCUCUCUCUCAAAAACUUGAUGAACACGCUGCAGAUAAGUACUUCCAAAGACCAAACAGAAUCUUCAUUCACCUUAACUAAGUCCCUAUCUCUAGAUUUCCUCCACAUUUUUUAGCUUUGUCGACGUUGCCAUUCUGCAAUUGUUAUAUGAGAUGGACGAUCUUCAACUGGGCCUGGCACUAAAUCCAGUAGUUCAUGACACUCCAGUAGUAAAGGUGGUGACGUUCGACCUAAAUCAUGAUCAUCGCGAGCUUCAACCGGUGGGUUCCGAACCAUCGAACUAUCAUGCCUGUCUGGAAAGCCAAAAAUACGCCAAAAACAAACGUAAUUCUGAGGAUGCAUUUGGAAAGACAGGAGAUCAAUACAUGACACAAACACUCCCCCUCAUGAAGUUGUGGAGUGGCCAACCAAACGAGGACGAUGAUCCGAAAGGACAAAAGAAGUCUUGCAUCAUCAACAAGAAAGAAGAGGAAGAAAAUCAUGUGGUGGGGUGGCCACCUAUAAAACCAAUAUGGGUUAAGAAACAGCUCCAUCAGCAUCAAGGUGGGCAAAUUAAGAUCAGUGAUCGGACGGCCGAGAGAGCUGGUACUGGACCAAACUCUUUGUAUGUGAAGGUCAAGAUGGAGGGGGUACCAAUAGCAAGGAAGAUUGAUCUGAGGCUCUAUCACUCUUAUCAGAUGCUUAGAGACAGCUUGAUCACCAUGUUUGCUAAAUAUUAUCACCAACAAACUGAGAAAAAUGGUGCAAGCUGCUGCUACACACUCACCUAUCAAGACAAAGAUGGAGAUUGGCUGCUUGCAGGAGAUGUUCCUUGGCAAAGUUUCAUGGAGUCUGUGCAGCGUUUGGAGAUUAUAAGGAAUGACGGUUGAUCGCUGUAAUAAUGAAUUAGAUAGAUUGAUGAUAACUCACAUGAAUAUAAGAGUAACAAGUGCUUGAUGAUCAAUAUGCAUGGAUGGGAUAAAUCAGAUCCAAAAGAGACAUAUAUGUACCUGAUAUCGGGUGUAUUUUCGGUUUUAUUAAUGUCAGAGUCUCAAUUUCAAUUGACUUAUAUUGUAUUAAAAACAAAUACUAGAAGUAGAAACUAUAUGUAUUUCGCCAUAUAUAUGAGUUUCGACACCU